This is a messenger RNA of Trichomycterus rosablanca, 3729 nucleotides long. RefSeq names its product desmoglein-2-like protein. Gene Ontology annotation, biological process: homophilic cell-cell adhesion. The coding region runs from base 90 to 3302 and encodes 1070 amino acids. Gene Ontology annotation, cellular component: plasma membrane; desmosome. Lineage: Eukaryota; Metazoa; Chordata; Actinopteri; Siluriformes; Trichomycteridae. The transcript is spliced from 14 exons. Gene Ontology annotation, molecular function: calcium ion binding. The record is from RefSeq and is a predicted model, not a curated record.
AGCUCCAGUCUGUACCGUUCCCUGCUCCCUGUUCCCUCCUAACACCAGAUCAUUAAUAUUUGGACGCUUUUGUUGUGAAUGUGGAUUAAAUGGCGACGUGGAUGAUUUUGUGUUUUUUAUACACUGUGUGCUGCACUGAUAUAAUCCAGGCUGAAGCUGAUGGACGAGAGCAGCAAACAUUACAAAGGCAGAAAAGGGAGUGGAUUUACCCUCCAAGGAAGCUGAAGGAGAACAAGGAUUAUACUCAGGAGCUAUUCAUUGCUAAAAUCCGAUCUGAUCAUGAGACCAGGAACAACAUUAUUUACUCAUUGAUAGGACAUGGAGCAAAUCAAGAACCAGUAAAUCUCUUCACCGUGGACAGAACGACGGGAUUAGUCAAGAUCAAUGGCAUCCUGGACAGAGAGAAAAUUCCUUUUUACUACCUCAAAGGCCGAGCCAAGCUUUCUGAUGGCACCAUUGUUGAGAAGGACAUCGAAUUAAAUGUCAAAGUUGAAGACGAGAACGACUGUCCACCCGUGUUUUACAGUCAGCCAACAGGUUACGUUGAAGAACUCAGUCCGAAAGGCCACUAUGUGAUCAACAUCACAGCAACUGACGACGAUGAACCAAAUACAGCUCAUACACAGAUUUCCUACAAGAUUGUCAAGCAGAUUCCAGCAGGAACCCAGAUGUUUCACAUCAACGAUAAUACAGGACGUAUUUACGUUACAAUGAACACCCUGGACAGAGAGGUACAAGACAGGUACACGCUGAUAAUCACUGGUACAGAUAUGAAUGGAAGGUCCGGACCGACCAUUCAGGCCAACACAGGAACGGGCACCGUGUAUAUCAACAUUGUUGAUGUCAAUGACAACGUCCCUGUGCUGGAAAAGGAGUCUUAUGAAGCCAAAGUGACAGAAAACAGAGCAAACGUGGAAAUUCUCCGGAUCAAGACCACAGACGCCGAUCUUAUCCACACAGAAAACUGGGAGGCUGUUUAUACCAUCGUCUCUGGGAAUGAGGCCGGUUACUUCAAUAUUACCACGAACCCCGAAACCAAUGAGGGUAUCCUGAUGGUUGUCAAGGAACUUGACUACGAGCAGCAGAAAAUUGCCAAUCUGAAAGUGGUGGUUUCUAACAAAGCGAAAUAUCACUCAUCUGUGGUGGUCAAAGAGGCUAAAAGCUACCCCAUCAAGGUCAACGUGGUAAAUGUGCCUGAAGGUCCUCGUUUCCAACCCAGUGUCAAAGUCGUCUCCAUAUCUGAGGACAAGUCCACUAUUAACCUGAGGAAGGUUGUCGCCACCUACACAGCCAUAGACAGCGAUACAGGUCUAACUGCUACUGGCGUCAGGUAUGUUAAAGGACAAGAUUUCGACAACUGGUUGAGCAUUGAUGAGAAAACAGCCGAGAUCAGGCUUAAUAAGUAUCCGGACCGUGAGUCCACAUUCCUGGUCAAUGGGACGUAUUACGCUAAAAUACUCUGCAUCACCAAUGAUUUUCCAGCCAAAACUGCGACCGGCACUAUUGCAAUUCAAGUGGAGGAUCAUAACGACCACUGUCCCGUCCUGACCAGCCCAAGCCAAACUAUAUGCGAUGGCGACAACGUAGUGUACGUGACGGCUAAAGAUGUGGAUCAUUACCCUAAUGCAGAACCUUUUACAUUUAAAGUGCUCAGCAAUAACACCAAGCAGAAGUGGGACGUUGAGCAAAUCAAUGGAACGACAGUGAUUCUGCGCAACCCGAAUGUCCCGUGGCCUGGACAUUACACAGUGGGUCUAGUAGUGGAGGACCAGCAAGGAAAGUCCUGCGCUCAGAACCUGCAGGUUGUUGUGUGUACCUGCACCAAGGAGCGGCUGUGCAACCCCCAGAGGCUGGUCAACAAAGGCUCUGUAUUUGGAGGAAUUGGAAUAUUAGCCAUGCUGCUGGGAUUGUUGCUUCUCCUAUUGAUUCCUCUGCUGCUGCUGUUCUGUAUGUGUGGAGGAGCUGCAGGAGUCGGUGCUUUCAAGGCUUUUCCCUUCGACCAUAAACAGCAGCUCAUAACCUACCACACUGAAGGCCAAGGAGAGGAUAAGUCAUUAGGAGCGCUGCAGUUUGCUGAACAUAAAGACCUUCUGGGCAGUGGAAAAUGGGACAGUGCGUGGGAAUCUCGAGAAGAUGUCAUAAAAAAGUCGGGAUGGGAAACUCAAGAGUACCAGAAAAAGGAAAACCAUGGCUUUGGGGGAAUGUAUGGCGGCGAAUACGUUCAUGGUGAGCACGGCGGCACUUUAAUCGGGGGACAUUCUGAAUUCUGGAAUCAAAACGACGGGCUUGCGCUGUCCGAGGCCUUCCUAGGAAGCUACUACUCAAAGAAGGUGGCAUACAUGAAGCAGCAGCAAGCUGAAGACGACUUAUUGUUGCAGUACGAGUAUGAAGGCCGUAACUCUCCCUCAGGCACCUUGGAGAACAUUUGUGACGACAUGCAGGAGGAGGAAAACAGCCUGGCCUUCCUCGACGACCUCGGGCCUCAGUUCAAGACGCUGGCCAAGCUCUGCUCCGGCUCCAGCUUUGACCAUGAAGUCAAAUCCACCUCUGAGCUUUCACAAACGGUCUCAUCCGGCUAUCGAGAGGGGGUUAAAGCAGAAGGUGUGGCCAAAAGCUCCGCCUCCAUCUCAGCUUCUGCCUCCGGCUCCGCGUCCACCACCCAGAUAACUACUGCAGACUACGGACAGACCAGCAGCGGCGCAUCAUCAUCAGGCUCCCAUAUGCAAACCCUGCUUCUUCAGCAGCCGACCGUCUACCUUUCCUCCGCCCCGGUGUACAUGGUAGAGCCGCAGCCUCAACCCACUCUGCUCCUGGCGACCGGACCAAUGCUGGGCCUCCAGGAGAGCAACGUGAUCCUGUUGGAAAACGCUGGCACCAACAUGGCAAUCACAGACCAGAACACCCUUCGUAGGCUGGGCCUACAGCAUGGACAGACCAACUUACAGGUGGUGCAGGGCGGCUCAGCCUCGUUGCAGGGCAUCUCCGGUGUCUCUCAGGCUCAGGGUGGCAUCUCCAGCAGCGUUCGGAUUGUCAAGAGCGACCGAGUGCAGAACGUCGAGCCGGUUCAGGUCGUUCACAGCUCCUCACACUCCAGCAUCAGCAAGGGUCAGAGCAUGCAGACCGGCGAGCAACGCGGAGGCUUUCCUACAUUAGGGGACGCAUCAGGGAUAUCUGGCACCCUCACCCUGAUGCAGCACGAUGUGCCACAGAUUACUGUGCCACCUGAUGGCACUCACCAAAUGGUGCGAGAGGAGAUAAUUUCUGUGGUUGAGAAAAGCUUCCAGUCCACUUCUGCGACCUAAUGUAACCCCAAACUCACAUGCUACAUGCAUACAGCAAUUUUCAUGAAGUCAACAACAACAAAUAUUUCUUAAAAGCUACAUUUUUGUAAUUGGUCAGAAGGGGUUAUUGGAUGGCAAGAACGGUGCAACGAUAACUGACCAUCAUUGGUCAACUGUUUAAUACUAAACAUAUCAGUGGGUUUCAUGCCAUGUCAAAAAGGCUUAGAGCGACAGUCAUGUAGAACAGCAACAUGAACAUAAAUGGCAUGACCAGAGCUAGCGUUCAGUAUUUUAUACAGUCAGAAGCUAGCAGUCUGUUAAAGCUAAAUGCACUAAUUAAAUAGAUGUUAAAUUUUAAAUAAAACAAAAAGAAAUGUGUUAGUAUUAUAUGAUCAGCACUCGCCUUCCUUUACACCGAUCAGCCAUAACAUUAAAACUGUUCAUUUUA